AGCUUCUCUCUUUGAUUUCUUGACAACUCACAGUCAUAAUGGACCCAUAUCAACAAGGAGGCCGUGGCGGUGGAUUCCCAGCACGUGGAGGUCGUGGCGGAGGUCAUGGUGGAGGAUAUCCACAAGAAGGUUAUGGUGCCGCUGCUGGUGGCUACGGUGGAUACGAUCCAUACAAUCCAUAUGGAGCCGCUGGUGGAUAUGGAAUGUAUCCAGGUCAAGGAUACCCACCACAAGAAAUGACUUCACCUUUGGAUGCCGAGAUUCAGGCAGUUUUACGAGAAAUUCAUUUGGAAGUAACUGGACUGGAAACCUCGGGUGAUCAGUUUAGAAAUGCCCGACGACUCUUAAACUCCGAGAAAGAACGUUUGGAGAACAAUAUUGAUCCAGAAUGGCUCGAAGUUGAUGUGGCCAAGCCAGUUAAGGUUUGCAAGAAGAUUCUUGUUCCGAUUUACCGUCAUCCAAACUUCAACUUCAUCGGUAAAGUUCUUGGACCGAAGGGAGCAACUCUCCAAACGCUAUGCAAGACCCACAAAUGUCAUAUUUACAUUUUGGGACGUGGAUCCACCAAGGAUCGUGAGAAGGAGGCUGAGCUUUUGGCAUCUGGAGAUCCACAACACGCUCAUUUCAGUGGGCCCCUUCACGUAAAGGUUGAAACUGUUGCUCCAGCAUACAUUGCCUACGGACGUGUCGCUGCGGUAAUUGAGGAGUUGUCAAGAAUUUUGCAACCGAUUCAUGAAGAUACAACUCCGGCUCAUUUGAAAAACGGCUCCGGAGAUGGUGAAGAAAAGGAAGACGAAGAAAAGAAAGAAGGCGGAGAAGGUGGUGGAAGAGGUGGACGCGGUGGGCGUGGAGGAUUUAGAGGAGGCUUCCGUGGAGGACGUGGAGGAUUCGGUGGACCUGGUGGACCAAUGGGAGGAAGAGGUGGAAUGGGAGGAAUGGGUGGACGAGGAAGAGGAGGCCAAGCUGCUGGAUUCCGACCAUACUAAAAACCCCAAAAAUUCACCAAACGCUCCAAAUCUGUCCAAAAAUACAAUUCUCAAAUAUUCAACCAUCCUAAUCAAAAAAUAUUCAAUAUUAAUGGAAACUAUGCCCGAAAAACGUUUUGUUUCCUUUUUAUCUUAUAUUUAUUUUUCUUGUUUCUCUCUCUCUCUCUCUCUGCUCUUUUCUUUUUAAAAUGGAUCUCCAUUCCUUUCUUGAUUUGAUCCAUGAUCAUAUCUAAUUUGAUAAUUUAUUUUGUUGAUAUCUUCCAAAAAGUUUUCAAAUAAUUUAAUCAAACGUUGAAAUAAAAUAUGUUAUUCGGGAAA
Caenorhabditis elegans is the source of this 1304-nucleotide messenger RNA. It is a transcript of the gene E02D9.1, whose product is annotated as K Homology domain-containing protein. The record is from RefSeq and is marked reviewed. Lineage: Eukaryota; Metazoa; Nematoda; Chromadorea; Rhabditida; Rhabditidae. The transcript is spliced from 4 exons. Gene Ontology annotation, molecular function: RNA binding; nucleic acid binding. The coding region runs from base 39 to 986 and encodes 315 amino acids.